Messenger RNA from Megalops cyprinoides (Indo-Pacific tarpon), 7126 nucleotides. Its product is annotated as mediator of RNA polymerase II transcription subunit 12-like. The coding region runs from base 96 to 6680 and encodes 2194 amino acids. Gene Ontology annotation, biological process: regulation of transcription by RNA polymerase II. Gene Ontology annotation, cellular component: mediator complex. The record is from RefSeq and is a predicted model, not a curated record. Lineage: Eukaryota; Metazoa; Chordata; Actinopteri; Elopiformes; Megalopidae. Gene Ontology annotation, molecular function: transcription coactivator activity; beta-catenin binding. The transcript is spliced from 44 exons.
UCACCCGAAGAAGACUCUUCCCAGUCCUUGUUAAGUGGUUAUUUUGAGAUCCGUAGCGGAAAGGGGGGAACCUUUGCUGUGAUGCCGCUGGAAAGAUGGCUGCCUUUGGGAUCCUGAGUUAUGAACACCGGCCCCUGAAGCGGCCAAGGCUCGGCCCUCCCGAUGUUUAUCCACAGGACCCCAAGCAAAAAGAGGAUGAACUUACUGCUCUGAAUGUGAAACAAGGGUUCAAUAACCAGCCAGCAGUGUCUGGGGACGAGCAUGGCAGUGCCAAAAAUGUCAACUUCAAUCCCUCCAAGAUCAGUUCCAACUUCAGCAGCAUCAUCGCAGAAAAGCUCAGAUGCAACACAUUCCCUGACACAGGAAAGAGGAAGCCGCAGGUCAACCAGAAGGACAAUUUCUGGUUGGUCACCGCAAGAUCCCAGAGCUCCAUCAACAACUGGUUUACGGACUUGGCAGGAACCAAACCGCUCACCCAGCUGGCAAAAAAAGUUCCCAUCUUCAGCAAGAAGGAGGAGGUAUUUGGCUACCUGGCCAAGUACAGUGUGCCAGUGAUGCGUGCUGCCUGGAUGAUCAAAAUGACAUGUGCCUAUUAUGCAGCCAUAACCGAGACGAAAGUCAAAAAGCGGCAUGUCAUUGACCCUUGUAUUGAGUGGACCCAGAUCACCACUAAGUACUUGUCUGAGCAGCUGCAAAAAGUGGCGGAGUUCUACCGCCAGUCGUCCAGCGGCCAGGGCUGCGGAGAGCCGCCCCCGGCUGCCCCUGCUGAGGUGGAGACGGCCAUGAAGCAGUGGGAGUACAACGAGAAGCUGGCCAUGUUCAUGUUCCAGGAUGGCAUGCUGGACCGACACGAGUUCCUGACCUGGGUUCUGGAGUGCUUUGAGAAGAUCAGGCCUGGGGAGGACGAGUUGCUGAAACUGCUGCUGCCCCUCUUGCUGCAGUACUCGGGGGAGUUUGUACAGUCUGCCUACCUGUCCAGGAGGCUCGCUUAUUUCUGCACACGUCGGCUUAACUUGCUGCUGACCGACGGAAGCUUGGGACCCGGAUCCGGGGGGCAUCAGGCGCACGGGAUUUCGGCUCAGCCGGCGGGCGCAAUGCCACCCACACCGACAUCCCAGCCUGCAGGGGGCAACCAGCCUCAGACCCCUUUCACUGACUUCUACAUCUGCCCUCAGCAUCGGCCUCUGGUCUUUGGGCUCAGCUGCAUGCUUCAGAGCAUUGUGCUGUGCUGCCCCAGUGCUCUUGUGUGGCACUAUUCACUCACGGACAGCAGGAACAAGACUGGCUCUCCACUGGACCUGCUGCCCAUUGCCCCCUCCUACCUGCCCAUGCCCGGGGGCAAUACUGCCUUCACUCAGCAGGUGCGGACGAAGGUGCGGGAAAUCGAAGAGCAGAUAAAAGAGCGAGGUCAGGCGGUGGAGUUCAGGUGGUCCUUUGACAAGUGCCAGGAGACCACAGCUGGCUUCACCAUUGGCCGAGUUCUUCACACCCUGGAGGUGCUGGACAGCCACAGCUUUGAGAAGUCCGACUUCAGUAACUCCCUAGACUCCCUCUACAACCGCAUCUUCGGAUCUGGGCAGAGCAAAGACGGUCAUGAGAUGACCCCAGAGGAUGAUGCCGUGGUGACGCUGCUUUGUGAGUGGGCAGUGUGCUGUAAGAGGUCAGGGAGGCACCGGGCCAUGGUGGUGGCCAAGCUCCUGGAGAAGAGACAGGCUGAGAUCGAGGCUGAGAGGUGCGGAGAGUCCGAGGUGGCUGACGAGAAGGGCUCUGUGUCCUCGGGCUCCUUCUCCGCUGCUACCCUGCCGGUCUUCCAGGACGUCCUGCUGCAGUUCCUGGACACCCAGGCACCUGUGCUUACCGAGCCAGGGAACGAGAGUGAGCGUGUGGAGUUCUCCAAUCUGGUGCUGCUGUUCUGCGAGCUUAUUCGCCACGAUGUCUUCUCGCACAACAUCUACAUGUGCACACUCAUCUCCCGCGGCGACCUGGCCUCCGACCUGCACCUGCCCCGCCCCCGCUCGCCCGGCGACGAGCCGUCUGACGAGAUGGAGCGCAAGGAGCAGGAGACUGGCGGUGGCACCAAGAUCGAGGACACUGGGCUCAUGGAGUCAAUGGAGAUCGAUCAAAAUUCGAGCGCUAAUUUUGACGAGAUGUUUUCUCCCCCCAUGCACUGCGAAUCGAAGGGCAGCCCCUCCCCUGAGAAACCUGCCCCAGAGCAGGAUGGGAAGAGCGCCGCCAAAGACAGGGGCGCGGACGCCGUGUUCCCACCCGUGUACGAGCAGCCACGCCACAUCCAGUACGCCACGCACUUCCCCAUCCCGCAGGAGGAGAGCGCCAGCCACGAGUGCAACCAGCGCCUGGUGGUGCUGUACGGCGUGGGCAAGCAGCGCGACGAGGCGCGGCACGCCAUCAAGAAGAUCACCAAAGACAUCCUGAAGGUGCUGAACCGGAAGAGCACUGCAGAGACCGGGGGUGAAGAGGGUCAGAAGAGGAAAAGGAGCAAGCCAGAGGCCUUCCCAACAGCAGAGGAUAUCUUCUCCAAAUUCCAGCAUCUCUCCCACUUUGACCAACAUCAGGUCACCUCUCAGGUGUCCAGGAAUGUUCUGGAACAGAUCACCAGCUUUGCCUUAGGGAUGUCCUACCACCUGCCCUUGGUCCAGCACAUCCAGUUUAUCUUCGACCUCAUGGAGUACUCUCUCAACAUCAGCGGCCUCAUUGACUUUGCGAUCCAGCUGCUGAAUGAGCUGAGCCUGGUGGAGGCGGAGCUGCUGCUCAAGUCGUCCAGCCUGGCAGGCAGCUACACCACGGGGCUGUGUCUGUGCAUCGUGGCUGUGCUCCGGAGGUACCACUCCUGCCUCAUCCUCAACCCUGACCAGACGGCGCAGGUCUUCGACGGGCUGCGGAUUGUGGUCAAACACGGGGUGAACCCUGCAGACUGCUCCUCAGCUGAGCGCUGCAUCCUGGCCUACCUGUACGACCUCUACACCUCCUGCAGUCACCUCAAGAGCAAGUUCGGAGAGAUCUUCAGUGAUUUUUGCUCAAAGGUGAAGAACUCGAUCUACUGCAACAUUGACCCGUCCGACUCCAACAUGCUGUGGGACCCGGGGUUCAUGAUCGAGACCCUCGCCAACCCUUCCGCCCACAACUUCAACCACUCGGUUGUGGGCAAGAUCCUCAACGACAGCCCUGCCAACCGCUACAGCUUCGUCUGCAAUGUGCUUAUGGAUGUGUACGUGGACCACCGGGACCCUGAAAGGGUGAAUGACAUUGGGAUCCUGUGCGCGGAGCUGACGGCGUACUGCCGUUCCCUGAGCGCCGAGUGGCUGGGCGUGCUCAAGGCCCUCUGCUGCUCCUCCAACAACGGCAACUGCGGCUUCAACGACCUGCUGUGCAACGUGGACGUGAGCGAUCUAUCCUUCCAUGACUCCCUGGCGACCUUCGUCGCCAUCCUCAUCGCCCGCCAGUGUCUCCUGCUGGAGGAUCUGGUUCGCUGUGUGGCGAUCCCCUCCCUCCUAAACGCAGCCUGCAGUGAGCAGGACUCGGAGCCUGGGGCCAGGCUGACCUGCAGGAUCCUGCUGCACCUCUUCAAAACGCCACAGCGCAACCCCUGUCCCCAGGAUGCUGCCAAGUCAGAUAAAACCUCUGUUGGAAUCCGUUCGUCAUGUGAUCGCCACCUCCUGGCUGCUUCGCAGAACAGCAUUGUCGUUGGAGCUGUGUUUGCUGUCCUGAAGGCUGUCUUUAUGCUGGGAGAUGCAGAGCUAAAGGGUUCUGGGUUCUCCCACCCUGCUGGGCUGGACGACAUUGGAGAGGAUGACGUUGGCUCCAAAAAGCCCGGUGGACGCACAGUCUCAAUAGAAACCGCCAGUUUGGAUGCGUACGCCAAGUAUGUGCUGAAGAGCAUCUGCCAGCAGGAGUGGGUGGGUGAGCGGUGUCUGAAGUCCCUCUCGGAGGACAGCAGUGCCCUGCAGGACCCUGUGCUGGUCAACAUCCAGGCGCAGCGGCUGCUGCAGCUUAUCUGCUACCCGCACCGGCAGCUGGACAGCGAAGAGGGCGACAACCCGCAGAGACAGCGCAUCAAACGCAUCCUCCAGAACUUGGAUCAGUGGACCAUGAGGCAGUCGUCGCUGGAGCUGCAGCUCAUGAUCAAACAGAGCAGUAACAACGAGCUGAACUCCCUGCUGGAGAACAUCGCCAAGGCUACGAUCGAGGUGUUCCAGAAGUCGGCGGAGAUGAACUCCAUUAGCCUCUCGGGGAGCGUGUCGGUGCUGCUGGGCAGCGCAGGGAACGCCGUAUCCAACAGCAACAACGGCAGCAAAAUGAAACCAGUGCUCAGCUCGUCGGAGCGUUCCGGAGUGUGGCUGGUGGCCCCCCUGAUCGCCAAGCUCCCCACGUCAGUCCAGGGCCACGUGCUGAAGGCCACCGGGGAAGAGCUGGAGAAGGGCCAGCACCUGGGGUCCUCAUCACGAAAGGAGAGGGACCGACAGAAGCAGAAGAGCAUGUCCCUUCUGAGUCAGCAGCCCUUCUUGUCCCUUGUGCUCACCUGUCUGAAGGGUCAGGAUGAGCAGAGGGAGGGCCUUCUCACUUCCCUCUACAGCCAGGUCCAACAGAUUGUCACCAACUGGAGGGAGGACCAGUACCAGGAGGACUGCAAAGCCAAGCAGAUGAUGCACGAGGCCCUGAAAUUACGUCUUAAUCUGGUGGGUGGGAUGUUUGACACAGUGCAGCGCAGCACCCAGCAGACUACAGAGUGGGCAGUGCUUCUCCUUGACAUCAUCAGCAGUGGCACGGUGGACAUGCAAUCCAACAACGAGCUGUUCACCACGGUCCUGGACAUGCUGAGCGUGCUCAUUAAUGGCACCCUGGCCGCUGACAUGUCGAGCAUCUCGCAGGGCAGCAUGGAGGAGAACAAGAGGGCCUAUAUGAACCUGGUUAAGAAACUCAGGAAAGAGUUGGGGGAGCGUCAGUCAGAGAGCCUGGAGAAAGUGCGGCAGCUGCUGCCCCUCCCUAAACAGACCCGUGAUGUCAUCACCUGCGAGCCCCAGGGCUCGCUCAUCGACACCAAGGGCAAUAAGAUCGCUGGCUUUGAGAAGGAGGGCCUCCAAGUGUCGACGAAGCAGAAGAUCUCCCCGUGGGAUGUGUUUGAAGGACUGAAACACUCGGCCCCUCUGUCCUGGGGCUGGUUUGGGACAGUGCGGGUGGACCGCAAGGUCACCAAGUUUGAGGAGCAGCAGCGCCUCUUGCUGUACCACACGCACCUGAAGCCUAAGCCGCGCAGCUACUACCUGGAGCCCCUCCCCCUUCCCCCCGAGGAGGAGGAGCCGGUGACGCCUGUCCCGCCUGAGCCUGAGAAGAAGGCAGCAGAGGCCGCCAAGCCAGAGAAGAGCGCGCCCGCUAUCACCGCUGACCCGACCAAGAAGAAGCCCAGUAAGAAGAAGAGGAACCAGUCCACCAGCAAGACCGAGGACUACGUGGCAAGCACACAGAGGGGGGUUCCCUAUGGGUCAGGCAUGCCACCUGACCUUCUACACAGUCAGCAGGGACACCCAUUCAGCAGGAUGGGGUAUGGCCAGCAGCCCAUGGGCAUGUAUGCCCAGAACCAGCCACUGCCUGCAGGCGGUCCUCGGUUAGACAGCCCGUACCGGCCUGCCCGCUUUAACAUCUCGAUGGGCAAGCUCAUGCCCACCCGGCCUGCGUACCCUGGCAUGAUGUCAGCCAUGCCUGGGGGGGUUGCUGGCAUGAUGGGGAUGGAACAGCAGCAGUACAAGAUGGGGGGCUACAAGCAGCAGCCAACCAUACCCCAGGGCCAAAUACUGCGGCAGCAACUGCAGGCCAAACUGAACCAGAGCAUGCUGGGACAGCAGAUGCGCCAGAUGACGCCCAACCCCCAGUAUGCGUCCAUGCAAGCCUCUCAGACUAUUUCCCAGGGCUAUACCACUUAUGGCUCGCACAUGGGGAUGCAGCCGCAUCCCUCCCAAACUGGUGGCGUAGUCCCCCCUGCAUAUGCUAACCCGACUUUCCAGGGCUCGCACCCGGGCACGAACCCCGCCAUGGUGGACUCUCUACGGCAGAUGCAGCAAAGACCAAGUGGCUACGUCCACCAGCAGGCCCCUGGCUAUGUGCACACUAUGCAAAACACACAGAGGUUUGCCCAUCAACCCAUCCAGCAGACACCCCUCAUGCAAGGGAUGGGCCACAUGGCGAACCAGGCCGUACACCAAGGCAUGAGACCAAACCAGAUGCUGAAUGAUCAGCAGCAACAGGCCCAACAGCAGCAGCAGCAACAGCAUCAGUACCUGAGACAACAGCAGGCUCUGAGGCAACAACAGCAGGUUCAACAGCAGCAGCAACAGCAGGUCCAACAGCAAGUCCAGCAGCAGGUCCAACAGCAAGUCCAGCAGCAGGUCCAACAGCAAGUCCAGCAGCAGGUCCAACAACAUGUACAGCAGCAGGUCCAACAACAAGUCCAACAGCAGGUCCAACAACAGCAGCAGCAACAGGUGGCUGCUGCUCAGCCCCCAGCCCAGACCCUGGGCAUGCAGCCCCUUCCCCCACAGCAACCCAUGUUCCCCCGGCAGGGUAUGCAGCAGACGCAACAGCAGCAGCAGACUGCAGCCCUGGUCAGGCAGCUUCAGCAGCAGCUCUCAAAUACACAGCCUGGACAGAACACCACCUCAUAUUACUAAGUUUACAGAGUGUGAAUUCCCACCACUUAAGCUGCUGUGGGACCAAAAGGGGACUGUUUCUGCCACUGGCUUGGAGAACAGCCACUCUACCCCCACGGUUGCAGGGCACAGAAAUAAUGGCCAACAUUUUUUUUCUUUUUGAACUUUGUCUCCUCUUGAAGACUGACUGCAAUCCAGAGAGCAAUUCUGCUGUGACAGCGAUUGCUUUGCAACUGAGAGUAACGGAAGAAGAGUUUAUGUAUAAAGAAGUUAUAAUAAUGCAACUUUUUAUUUUAUUUCAAUUUGUACAAUGUUUUGUUGUUUUCCCUCAUUAAAAAAUGAAGUCUGUUUUAUCAGUUUUGAUCCAUCUGUGGGGAUUGUUUCAUUGAUGCUGAUGUUGUCCUGCUCUUAAGUCAUGUGGGGAGGAGUCAGAAAGGAAGAGAGGCAACCACUGGGAACAUUUUACA